This is a messenger RNA of Solanum dulcamara, 543 nucleotides long. RefSeq lists its product as uncharacterized. The transcript is spliced from 3 exons. Bases 1 to 543 code for a protein of 180 amino acids. The record is from RefSeq and is a predicted model, not a curated record. Lineage: Eukaryota; Viridiplantae; Streptophyta; Magnoliopsida; Solanales; Solanaceae.
AUGCCUCCAAAAAGAACCUACGUGAGAAGCAAUGUGAAUGCGAAUGUGGACGAGGAGCAAUAUGUUCCACAAGCUCUGAUGGACCCUUUAGCCGGAGCUCGCAUGAACAAGUUUGUUUUCAUCAUUUCGGACUUGGUUGACAAAGAAUUUAGAACUUCCAUGUUGAUCAAGGAGAUGAAUAUCUCAAGUUUGAUGACUCAUUUCGAACAAAUCGAGGAGGAAAAGCUUAAGGAGAAGGCUAAAGAGUCAAAGAGGGCAAGGACCGAUAGUGGAGACUUUUCACAUUCGAGGAUGUCUAACCCUAAGCCUCAAGGGAGUACUCCGAGUGGUCAGAAUAUCCCUGCAUAUAGGAAGUGUUGGAAGAGACAUCAAGAAGAUUGUUUGGCGAGUUCUGAAGCUUGUUAUGAUUGUGGAAAUAUGGGUCAUAAGGUGAGAGAAUUCCCCUUAGUUGAUACUAGAGGUGGAGGUGUUCGACCUCAAAUUCAGACUACUUUAGGUCGUCCAUCUCAGCAGGGUACUUCAUCAGGUUCUAGUGGUGGUUAG